AUGCUCCUCCCAUCCUCCCUCACGACCAUCACCGCCCUCCUCGCCCUCCCCGCCGCCGUCCGUGCCGUCUUCAAGGAUGAGGUCGGCGACGUCGACUUCCACUACGAGCUGCUCGGCCUCCCACAGCGCGAAACCACAUUCUUCCACCGCCCGCGGCCCGAAGAUAAGGCCAGCUUGUUGUAUACACUCAGUGAUGUCGGUGUCCUCGGCGCUGUCAACCCCAGCAGCGGCAGCGUGGUGUGGAGGCAGCUCGUCGGUGAUAUAAAUGCGACCGCGACCACGAAUGGUGGUGGGCACCUCAGGGCCGGCGACGGGGAGAGCUGGGUUGCUGGCGCCUUUGGCAGCGCCGUGCACGCCUGGGAGGCCGUCAGCGGCCGGAACGUCUGGUGGAGGGAGUUUGCCGGGGAGGUCAAGGAUCUCGAGGUCAUGGAGGUGACUGAGAAGGGCCGCAAGGAUGUGCUGGCACUACACCACGAGGACGGGUCCACCACCCUGAGGAGGCUCAACAGCGCCGACGGCAGCGUGGUCUGGGAGUUCAAGGAGACGAGCAAGGACCUUCCCCUGCAGGUCAGCACCAACGUCGAGAAGGUCUUCGUCAUCAGCCUGCACGGGAACCUCUUGUCAUACAGCCUCAAGGUCACCAUUCUCGACACCCUGACGGGCAAGCGCCUGGACGAGAUCAGCAUCGGCACCAAGGGCGACGUCAACAGCGAGAAGGACGUCAUGUUCGUGGGCGCCAACUCGGCCGCGCCCAUCGUCGCCUGGGCCGACGAGUCUCUGACCAAGCUCCGGGUCAAUGUCCUCGGCACCCGCAACACCCAGGAGUUCCCGCUGGUCGCCGACACCACCUCGGUCGAGAUCCACGCGCCCCACCUGGCGCAGUCGCAGCCGCACUUCCUCGUCCUCAGCCGCACAAAGGUCGGCACCAAGGCCGAGAUCUUCCACGUCGACCUCAAGAGCAACGCCAUCAAGCGCGCCCACGAGCUGCCUCACCUCGCCGGCCCCGGUGCCGUCUCCACGACCUCCGACGGCGCCAACGUCUACUUCACCCGCAUCACCGAGAAUGAGAUGACUCUGGUGUCCUCUGGCUCGCACGGCGUCCUUGCCCGCUGGGAUGUCAAGACUGGCAACUACAAGGCAGGCGCGGUGCAUGCCGUGUCCGAGGUCAUCAAGAAGCCAGGGGAUGAGUUUGCCGUUCGCUCGGCGCUUGUCACUGAUGCCGACGACUGGGUACUACUCCAGAACGGCAACCUGGGCUGGUCCCGCCCCGAGGGUCUCAGUGCCGCUGUCGCUGCCGCCUGGGCUGAGAUCCCCGAGUCCGAGGAUCUCGUCAAGACCCUCGAGGCAGAGGCCCAUGAUAGCCCUAUCUCUGCUUAUAUCCACCGCGUGACCAGGCAUUUCGAUGAUCUGCAGUACUUGCCCGGCUUCCUUUCCUCUAUUCCCGAGCGCCUGUUGGCCAGCAUCAUCGGCACCGAGACUUCCAGGAAGAACACGCUCUCUCGGGAUACAUUCGGCUUCAACAAGAUCAUCGUGCUCGCCACUAGGAGGGGUAGGCUGUAUGGGCUUAACGCUGGUGACCAUGGGAAGAUGAUCUGGACGCACAAGGCUUACGACCUUGCACCUGGGGAGACCUGGGAUGUCAAGGGUAUUGAUGUCAAUGAUGUCAAGGGCCUUGUCACUGUCCGUGCCUCAACAGGUGACCAUGUUAUUGCCAAGACAGACACCGGCAAGAUCAUUGAGACCACAUUGCCUGGUUCUCGGCCACCUGUACUAAGCACGGUCAAGGUCGACACGCCUUCUGGAAAGUUCCUGCUUUCUGUUGGUGCUGACGGCCAGGUCGGUGACAUCCCCGCCGCUCUGGCGCCGAAGCAAACCGUUGUCGUCCAAGCUGCCGGUGGGGAACUCAAGGGUCUGAGAUUCGUCGUUGAUGGUGCCGAAGCCCACGAGGAGACCGCAUGGACCUUUUCGGCUCCCGGAUCCCAGCGAAUCGUCGACAUUGCGACCCGCUCACCACACGACCCCGUCGCGUCGAUUGGCCGUGUCCUUGGAGAUCGAACUGUCAAAUACAAGUACCUGAACCCCAACACGGCAGUUGUCGCCACCGUCGACGACGCUGCUUCAACUUUCACGACCUAUCUGCUGGACACCGUCUCCGGCGAGCUCCUCUAUUCCGCCACGCAAGAGGGCGCUGACACGAGCAAGGCCGCGGACUGCGCCAUAUCCGAGAACUGGUUCGUCUGCUCCUUUUUCGGCCAGUACGAGCUCCGAGACAUCACCGGCCAGAGCCUGAAGGGCUACCAGCUGGUCGUCUCCGACCUCUACGAAUCGGACCUCGCAAACAACAGGGGCCCGCUGGGAGACUCCGCCAACUUCUCCUCCCUGAAGCCUAUCGACACCCCCACCGGCGGCCCGGCACUGCCCUCCGUCGUGUCACAGACAUUCAUCGUCGCGGCGCCCGUCAGCGCGCUGACCGUCACGGAGACGAGGCAGGGCAUAGCCACCCGCCAGCUGCUGGCGUACCUGCCCGAGACGCACGCCAUCUACGGCAUCCCGCGCCACGUCCUCGAGCCCCGCCGCGUCGUGGGCCGCGACCCCACCCCGCAGGAGGCAGAGGAGGGUCUCAUGAAGUACCACCCUGCCGUCGAAAUCGACCCCAAGUUCAUCAUCACGCACGAGCGCGACGUCCUCGGCGUCCGGCGCAUCGUCGCCGCGCCUGCCGUCGUGGAGAGCACGAGCCUCGUGCUCGCGUACGGCAUCGACGUGUUCGGCACGCGGGUCGCGCCUAGUUUUGUGUUUGAUAUCCUGGGCAGGGGGUUCAAUAAGAUCUCCCUGCUCGGAACCGUCGUGGCGCUGAUGGCUGGUGUUAUGGUUUUGGGUCCGAUUGUCCGGAGAAAACAGAUCAACAUGCGUUGGAAGCCGACGCAAUAA
This is a messenger RNA of Diaporthe batatas, 2928 nucleotides long. RefSeq lists its product as uncharacterized. NCBI's taxonomy places the organism in Eukaryota, Fungi, Ascomycota, Sordariomycetes, Diaporthales, Diaporthaceae. Gene Ontology annotation, biological process: protein folding in endoplasmic reticulum. Gene Ontology annotation, molecular function: protein binding. Bases 1 to 2928 code for a protein of 975 amino acids. Gene Ontology annotation, cellular component: EMC complex. The transcript has 2 exons. The record is from RefSeq and is a predicted model, not a curated record.